AUGGCCGACAGUACAGACCAACUGAUCGAAAAGCUUGAGGCUAUCGAGGUGGGUAUUUUUGAGGAGCAAGAUGUCACAAGACAGCAGCUGGCUCUGGCAGCUCGUAAACUCUUCCACAAGCUGGAAACAAAGGAGGAAAAGACCAUGAGAUUGGCCAUAGAAGAGCCAAUUAUGUUCUCUGUGCUCCAAACCCUCAUUGAUAUUGGUCUGUUUGAGAGCUGGAUCGCUGCUGGCGGCGGUGAAAAAGAUGUGCACGAGUUGGCGAAGCUCAGCAAAAAGUACAUCGAACCUGAGCUUUUAUGUCAUCAACUGCGGCUGAUGGCCGCAAACCACAUCAUCCAAGAGACAUCAAAUGACCAUUAUCUACCUACACCUUACUCCAUCGCCAUUGGAGAUAAGAAUACGUCAGUCGGCGACGGCCUUCGCAUUAGAACAGACCACGUUGCACCAUGUGCUGUGCACUGGCCCGAAUUCCUGGCCAAGACAAAUUACCGUAAGCCCGUGGACGACAAGGCCAGUUGCUACAUCGACACAUUCCCUGAAAAGAAGAGCUUUUUUGAACGAUGCAGCUCCAACCCGGUGCACCAAGAAAGCUUCUCAUCUUUCAUGGAUUUGUGGGCCAAAGGGAAGAGACCUUGGCCGCAAUUCUACGACACCCAAGCACUGCUUGACGGUGCCGAUCUGAGCAAUGGUAGCCCAUUUAUUGUUGACGUUGGCGGUCACCACGGCAUAGAUCUUAUGCGCGUGGCCGAGAAACACCCGGAUUUGCCUGCUGGUUCUCUUGUGCUCGAGGACCUACCAGAGGUUGUGGAUCCUGUAAAACUCACUACCGACAAGAUCAGAACUGUGGCCCAUGACCUCUUCGAGGAGGGGGCUCAGCAGCCCGUUAAAGAGGCCCGAGCUUACUUCAUGCAUGCGGUCUUGCAUGACUGGUCGGAUGAGACAUCUGUGAAGAUUCUUAAGCAGAUUGCUGCUGUCAUGAAGCCUGGCUAUUCUAAGGUGCUUAUCAAUGAUAUUGUGAUCCCAUCUACGGGUGCCAGUUGCUACCAAGCGGCCAUGGACUGUCUCGUACUACAGGCUUCGGCUAAUGAAAGAACCGAGGCUGUGUGGAGCAAGGUGAUCCAGGAUGCUGGUCUGAAGCUUGUCAAGUACUACCCUGACGGUCGUGGGUACGAGAGUGUGAUUGAGGCUGAAUUGCCAUGA
Messenger RNA from Penicillium paradoxum, 1203 nucleotides. RefSeq lists its product as uncharacterized. The record is from RefSeq and is a predicted model, not a curated record. The transcript has 4 exons. Lineage: Eukaryota; Fungi; Ascomycota; Eurotiomycetes; Eurotiales; Aspergillaceae. Bases 1 to 1203 code for a protein of 400 amino acids. Gene Ontology annotation, molecular function: O-methyltransferase activity.